This is a messenger RNA of Closterium sp. Naga37s-1, 1047 nucleotides long. Lineage: Eukaryota; Viridiplantae; Streptophyta; Zygnematophyceae; Desmidiales; Closteriaceae. The record is from the annotation of a GenBank genome assembly.
AUGCGGCUUCUGCGAGAUGUUACACCAUUGCAAUCAUGCCGCUCUGGCGAGCCCUUGUGUCUAUCUCGCCCUCACUCUCCCUCUUCUCUCGCCCCCUCCCGCCUCUCGCGUUUCCUCUUUCGCACUCACUCGCUCUCGCUCACUACCCUCUCAGGCACUCGCCCUCUCGUUAGCUCGCCCUCUCACGCGCUCGCCCUCUUACUCCCUCGACCUCUCACUCGCUCGCGUCCCUCUCACUCGCUCGCGCCCCUCUCACUCGCUCGCGCCCCUCUCACUCGCUCGCCCCCCUCUCACUCGCUCGCGCCCCUCUCACUCACUCGCGCCCCUCUCACUCACUCGCGCCCCUCUCACUCACUCUCGCCCCUCUCGCUCACCCUCGUCUCCUCUCACCCUGUCCCGCCCCUCCGCGCUCACUCCCGCCCCCCUUGCUCGCUAUCGUCCCCCCUUGCUCUCGUCACCACUCACUCACCCUCGCUCGCCCUCUCUCUCUCUCACUCUCGUCGCCCCUCGCUCACUCUCGCCCCACACGCUCACUCUAGGGCCCUAUUUCACCUUUAUUUCUCUCCAUGUAUCCCUCUCUCCCACUUUCUCGCUCCCUCCUGCCCUGUUGAUGCAUUGUGCACGCUCUCCCCUGCCUAUACCUUCAUGUGCGCCUUCCUUUCUCUCUUCCUUUUCACCUGUCUGUUUACAGUGCUCACUGCAGCAAACGAGGAAGGCCCCAUGACGAUUUUGAUUCCCCUAGACGUCACCGAGUACUACACUUCAAUCAAGGACUACAGUGCAGAAGAGCGUGAGAAGAUAAUGAAGUACCAUAUGAUACCGAAACAGUACAAGUACAAGAAGCUGAUGAAGGAGAAGGCGGGAUACAAGAUCAAGACAAAGGUGGACGGCCAAAAGAUCUCGAAAAUGACAGGGGAUAAAUUCCCUGGCAUUGUCCUGAUGGGGAAGAAGGGCAUGCCAUCUAUCAUGGUGGGAGGAGAUGUGUUUGUGGGAGAGGAGCUAGCCAUUCACCUCGUAACAUCGAUGCUGUUUCCAAAAUUCAAGUAG